Drosophila ananassae is the source of this 1502-nucleotide messenger RNA. RefSeq lists its product as uncharacterized. The coding region runs from base 196 to 1218 and encodes 340 amino acids. NCBI's taxonomy places the organism in Eukaryota, Metazoa, Arthropoda, Insecta, Diptera, Drosophilidae. The transcript has a single exon. The record is from RefSeq and is a predicted model, not a curated record.
CGUCAAAUCUCAAGCUAGCACUGUCAGAACGUAGAUAAAUUUCAACACAGCCAGAAAUUGAAAGCAGCUCCAUAAGUACCCGGGAAUCUACCGAUCCCGAAAGAGCGGUUACCUCAAAAUUUAGCCAGAUCCAAUCCCCUACAGCAGCAGAGCAGCAGGAGCAGCAAGAGAUCGCGAUUCGGAAAGUGAGUAGCCAUGCACAAGCAUCGUUCGCCCUUCACAGCCGGCCCGGGAGGAUUUGGCGCCGGUGCUUAUAACUUCAACGGGCCGCAGUACGGCGACACCGGGGGCUUCGGUCCGGGGGCGGAUGGCCUCAACGGGAUGCCCUACCUGGCCCACACGCCCACCAAGCCCCUAAUGCGCUCGAUCAGUCGCCAGCGCUCCCUCGCCGAGGAGGCGGGCCUGGAGUCCCUGCCGCCGCCCCUGAUAAUGGCCCAGCGCAUACUGGCAGGCGGAGCCGGCGGAGUGGCUCUUGGUGGCGGCAGCAGCAGCGGAGGCAGUGUCGGAGGCAGCGGUAUGCAGCGGGGAUCUCCCGGCUCCAGCUACUACGGGCCGUACGAGGGCGAUGUGUCAAUGCUAUCCUUGUUGGAGGACAGCCCCAAGGGGCCGCCGCCCCUCGCGGGAAUGGGCCUCAAUCCGCACAUGAAUCUGAACCUGAAUCUGAACAAGAGUGCGAAUCAAAAGGAUGCUCAGCAGCAGAAGAAGGCAGCUGCACAGCCUUCAUUGGCCGAUACCGACUCCGAGAGCGAUCUGUGCAUGCAACUGAAGGACGUCGCCGGGCCUGGGAAGUCCUCCCGCUGGCAGCGCGCCUUCGGCUGCCUGAUGGCCGCUCUCCCGGAGCAGCGGCGGCAUCGCUGGGAGGUGGUCCUCCGGCGCUGUGGCCAGAGUGUGAUGGCCAAGCACCUGCUGAUGGUGCUGCAACUACUAGCCUUGAUUGUCGGAGCCGGCCUGGGCCAGGCGGGGCGAUUGGUUAGGAUGUUCGGCGGCGUCCGGUUCCGGCUCUGGCGCACCAAGUUCCAGCUGCGCAGCACCAUGCGUCACUUCUUGUGGCGCCUCACCAACGCCAAGGGCAACGACACGGUCAUCUUCCUCAUCGUGGUGCUGGCCACGCCCUGGCUCUUCCUCAUCAGCCUAGUGGGGUUCGGCAUAUCGCUCCUCUUCUCGAUGAGAACGGGCCUGGUGGAGUGCAUCCGUCAGCUGCGCCUGCGCCUCUUUUAGGUCCCUAAAUCAAAUCAACACGUCGCGGCGAGGAAGGGCGCCAAAGGACAGCAGCAACAGGACAGGCGCCCUUCCCACACACACAUGCCAUCAGCUCAUACCAGAUGAGCUCCGAAACAGACGCAUUCCAGCAAUGCCACUCGCCCCUUCCAUGAAAAAACUUUCGCCAGGACACACGAGCAGGACAUUCCCGAAACAGAACCAGUCUAGCUAUGCACCAGUGACACGGAACAUCUAGUAUAUUUUGUGUUGCAGCAACCAAUAAACCGCAGAAAUGUGCGAAA